This is a messenger RNA of Aspergillus tanneri, 4269 nucleotides long. RefSeq names its product chromatin-binding protein RAD9. NCBI's taxonomy places the organism in Eukaryota, Fungi, Ascomycota, Eurotiomycetes, Eurotiales, Aspergillaceae. Gene Ontology annotation, biological process: DNA damage checkpoint signaling; positive regulation of transcription by RNA polymerase II. Gene Ontology annotation, molecular function: histone binding. Gene Ontology annotation, cellular component: nucleus. Bases 1 to 4269 code for a protein of 1422 amino acids. The transcript is spliced from 2 exons. The record is from RefSeq and is a predicted model, not a curated record.
AUGGAGACCCAGGAUAGUAUCGAUAUCGUAAAACUGCAACGCGUCGCGCUGGGACUAGACUCGGCACAUUCCCAACCUUCUUCGAAGACGUCCGAUCUGGUCCAGCACUCUCUCCCUGACUACCGUGAACUUGGAUCUCCACGAAAUUUGAACGACCCUGUGUCGUUGGCUAACCGGCAGCCUGCGCUUCACAAAUCUCCGUCGCAUCGAUCGGAGAGAUUCCACCGGUCGUCCCCCCAAGAGCUGCAGCAUGCUACAUCAUUGACAAUUGAUAAUCGACGGUCCCUUGAACAAGAAGAUCCGACCCGUGUACUCUUGCAACGACCGAUGGAAAUGAGCUCCGCGGAGAUGGUGCCUUCGGACACCCAAGUUAUUUCCCAAUCGGUUUACGACGAUAUUAUCAGACGGAAUAAAGAGGCUGCCAAUAAUGAGAUAGACAAUAACCUGGCGGAUCGGGCAACGCUCGCAACACUCUAUGAGGGCGAUAGUGGUCAUAUAGAUCUGCUCGCUGGGUUUGAUAGCACAAACAUUAAUUCGAACAACGUUGAUGAUACUGAGGACCAGAGCAGCUUCAAGUUGGGUGAAUCGUCCCCCGUGAACUAUCAGCCAAAUCUAUUUCCUGAAUCUCAGCGCUUUAUCGUCAAAACUCCUGCCACAGUCCUGAAGCAAGGCCAUGUCGAAGACCCUGGCACAGGGACCCCUUCUAUCUCCCGGAAUCCACUUGCUUCCGACCUUGGAUCUAGUGGUGGUAUCAUGGCUUUAAGUCAGGUAUUCAAAGCGACUCAGGCCCCAUCCUCACCACUGGUCCGUGACCAGCACUCCGACCCAAUGUCGGAUCGGCCUUCCCCCAAUAUUCCGGUCCAGAAUCGUCCACUUGCCACGGCUGUCUCAUCCCCGUUGAACCAUCUUGCAGCAACUUUCCCGCAGGACUCUUCGGAGCCGCAGUUGAACUAUGUCACGAUGAAAGAAUCUCAGGCAGAACGUGACAGGAUACUACGUGAGAGGCUGACGCGUUCUGCAGAGCAUGUAUACUCUGAAGAUCAUAGCGAUGGCGAGUUCGACAAGGAGCCUAGCUUUGUAGAGCGUAUGGCUCGUCGACGAAUGAUCGACGACGAGGCUAUGGCGCAGUUUGCUGGUUUAACUGCCCCUGCGAGAUCUCCAAAGCGUCGGGGAAGAUUGGCAGACAAAAAGUUGGAAUGCCGGAGUAUCGUUGAGCAAUCUAGAGUUGAUGUUAAAAAAGAUGCCCAGCAGGAGCAUACCUCCGCACUGCAAACUGAAGGUACUAGUGAGGAAGAGACGGAACAAGAGCAAGAAUACUAUUCCCCUGCACCGCGGUCUCAGGAGCUGAAGCCCCCGACCGAGGAGGAUAAGGAAAAUUGCAGUGAUCCAUCAACCCCUCUUGUGGCUGCGACUAAUGCACAUGGUCGUCUUUCUCAGGUCCUUUCUUUGGAUGACUCCCAGCCGCAACCACGCGGCCAAAGUCGGGACGAGCAAGCAGAUGGGAUUGGUGGGUCAUCGCAGAUAUUGAUUGUCAAAGAUUCCCAGCGAUCUCCCAGUGGCAAUCAUGAUCAAAACAUCGAGUAUAAUAAUCCAGAACAAUGGGCCCAGCAUCAUGCACGUCGUUCCAACUCGCAAAUACGACCCCCUUUUGAUCUAACAAAUAUAACAUCCUCGCCUACUAAACAAAUACGAAUUCAAUCGUCUCCUCCAUCGGCAUCUCAACGCAGCCGAGUUUCGUUCCAUCUUGGUGAUCGCGCGGCUCGAGGAAGAUCAAACUCAAGCAGUUCUCACAGCUCUUCGGAUCAUCUUACGAGGAACUCUUCGGUUCCGGAUGGCAGCAUAACGCAGCACAGCCACCUAAUCGACUCGAAUUGUGCGGAGGGAUAUGACAAGACAGCAAAGUCCGACCCUCGAGCGAAAUCAUCAUCGAUGCCUUCUCUUGUCGCUGAAACACCCGUUCAAAGACCAAGAAUCGUCGCGGAUGAGCUUCCAGUAACAAGUAUACCUGAGACAAGUCCCAACCGAUUCCAGAAUGAAUUAAUGGACCAAGAAGAUGAUGACUUGCCUCCCCUUCACCAAAUCGUACAUGAACGAGCCUCUCAUUCUCAGCCAGUUAAUUCAAACAUCUCAACUCCUGUGAAACCCUUCCGUACUUCUAAAAUAUUAUCAAGCCCAAGCGGCAGGCAGCGCAGGGCACUCACUGAGAUUGCUUCUGAUGCUUCACCUCAAGUUGGACUCGGCUCGUUUGACAUGGACAUUAACGUUCUUACAGCCGAUGAUCAGGAAUUCAGGUCCGCGGUUGCAAUGUCUCCAAUACCACCAAGAAAGAAACGACGGGGGAAUGAUGGACAAAAUAUAUGUGCAUCGGAUCCCGUGUUGCCAAUUACGCCUCGCCCGAUUUCCUAUCUUUCCCGUUUUCAGCAAAAUGAAAGAGCCGAUGUAGAAGAAACGCAGUCGUCUGAAUCUAUGGCGGCGCCAGAGUGUGUUUUCGAGAAGCGAUCGAACCCUUCCCGGCGAAUUGACACAUUUUGGGAAGUGGACGAGUCUCCUCAGGUCUAUAUACCACGAAAAGAAAGGUUGGGACUUCUCAAUCGCUCUCGUUCUAUAGGGAAGAAGCCUGAAAACUCCCAACCACCAAUGAAUAGUUCGGAUGUACAGCCUGAGGUUGGCCAUGAUCACCAAAGAGCUACCUCUGAUCCCGUGGAGCAACCAAAUGAAGACGCCCAUGGAAAAUCAGGUGAUAACGUCCCAAAAGAGUCAGACAGGAUAAGCACCCCAUCUGUUGAAAACGUUCCAAUUGCUGUCAAUCAGGUUUUUGCCCCCUGGAGUGGAGCGAAACGGGCGUAUUAUCCGGCGACUUGUUUUGGAAAGCCAUUCGGAACCUCGAAUACUAGGUACCUUGUUAAAUUCGAAGACGCUGCUCCUAUUGAGGUGCCUAUGAGCGCUGUAAAAAGACUAGAAUUGAGGAUUGGCGAUGCUGUCAAGGUGGAUGUGCCUAAUGUCCCAAAGGUUACGCACAUCAUCCGGGGAUUUUCCGACAAACUCAGCGCGGAUGACCUGUCAAGGGAAGUCUCUAGCGGAACUAUGCGAAUGAUAGAUAUUUAUGGACAUGCAACCGUCAUCUUGGGACCAAAACAGCGCAAGAGUCUUCCGAGUGGGACACUAACAGGUCCUGAGAGUGUUGUCAGGGUUCCCAUCUCUCGGGUUUAUCUGGACACUAUUUUGUGGAACCAACUGAAAGACAGAACAUAUACCUACAGCUCUGGGCUAGGUCACACAGAGAGUCGGCUCCAGACACCUUCGGACAGACACCUAACACCGAUGUCACCAAGCACGCGGCUGUCCCGCAGCAUUCGCUACUCAAAUGGUGUCUUUUCUGGGAUGGUAUUUGCAGUAUCUUAUGGCGAUAAUAACGGUACCAAAUCACGCAUAAUGCGGAUGAUCUUGGACAAUGGUGGACACAUUUUGAAUGAUGGCUUCAACGAACUGUUCGAUCUACCCUCAAACGCUCCUCUUGCCACCACCUCCAAAUCCCCAGCACCAAUCGUGAACGAGCGCCAGAGCCUUUUGCGUCUUACGAGGGGUGCCGAAGACAUCGGAUUUGCAUGCCUAAUAGCCGAUAGGCAUUCUCGCCGUCCAAAGUAUAUGCAAGCUCUUGCUCUCAACCUUCCAUGUCUUUCAGACCGCUGGAUAGAGGAUUGCGUGGCUCAGGGUAAGGUUGUCGACUGGGAUAUGUACCUGCUUCCAGCAGGCGAAUCGUCCUACCUUAAUGGAGCUACAAAGUCAAGAACGCUUACAUCUUACCCUGCCUUGAUGGCUCGGUUCCCCGACACGAUAGCUGCGCGGCCGAACCUGCUGGAUGGGCAGUCAGUUCUUAUUGUUAUGGGCCGCAGUAAAGCUGACGAGGAACGAAGACGAGCGUACCUCUUCCUGACCUAUGCCCUGGGCGCGUCCAGGGUUGAACGUAUACCUGAUCUCAAAUCUGCUCGGGCCGUUCUUGAUCAGCAAGGAGAAGCUUCAAACAAGUGCGAAUGGGAUUGGAUCUACGUCGACAAUGAUGAAAAGGCGUCUGCGAUUGCGACGAUCCUCGGGUCCACUAUGGCCCGUUCCCACAAGGCCCAAUCUUCCCAGAAAUCCAAGAAACGCAAAAGAUCUGAGCUAACUGAGUCGAUCAGUGAUAGUGAUCUCGGCCUGGGCACCCAUGUCCGGAUCGUGGGCAAUGAGUUUGUCUGUCAGAGCUUAAUUCUGGGGAAGCUUUUCGAUCAAUAA